Messenger RNA from Pseudopipra pipra, 2391 nucleotides. RefSeq names its product dehydrodolichyl diphosphate synthase subunit (gene DHDDS). Gene Ontology annotation, biological process: polyprenol biosynthetic process. The transcript has 9 exons. The coding region runs from base 133 to 1134 and encodes 333 amino acids. The record is from RefSeq and is a predicted model, not a curated record. Gene Ontology annotation, molecular function: ditrans,polycis-polyprenyl diphosphate synthase [(2E,6E)-farnesyl diphosphate specific] activity. NCBI's taxonomy places the organism in Eukaryota, Metazoa, Chordata, Aves, Passeriformes, Pipridae. Gene Ontology annotation, cellular component: dehydrodolichyl diphosphate synthase complex; endoplasmic reticulum.
CGGAGGCGGGGGUAGCGGCAUCCCCGCUAGGCCGGGGGCGAGUCACGGCCCUGCCGUGCUCUGCCCCGGGGCACAGACAAGGGGCUGCUCUGGGACGGUUUAUCUUUAAGGAAAAGGAGCUCUGGGUAAAACAUGUCGUGGAUCAGAGAGGGCGAGCUGACCAUCAUAGAGAGGUUCUGUGCCAACAUCAUUAAGGCAGGUCCAAUGCCCAAGCACGUCGCCUUCAUCAUGGAUGGCAACCGCCGCUACGCCCAGAAGUGUCACGUGGAGAGACAGCAGGGACACUCAGAAGGCUUUGAUAAGCUGGCACAGACACUACGGUGGUGCUUAAAUCUGGGCAUUCAGGAGGUGACUGUUUAUGCCUUUAGCAUUGAGAACUUCAAACGCUCCAAGGAGGAGGUGGAUGGACUGAUGGACCUGGCAAGACAGAAGUUCAGUCGCCUCCUGGAAGAACAGGAGAACCUGAAGAAGCACGGGGUGUGUAUCCGUGUCCUCGGGGACCUGCCACUCCUGCCCGUGGAUAUUCAGGAGCUGAUUGCCCAGGCUGUGCUGGCAACCAGGAACUACAACAAAUGCUUUUUAAAUGUCUGCUUUGCAUACACAUCGAGACAUGAGAUCAGCAAUGCUGUGAGGGAGAUGGCCUGGGGGGUGGAACAAGGACUGCUCGAACCCAGUGAUGUGUCAGAAUCCUUGCUCGAUAAGUGUCUGUACACCAACAACUCCCCCGACCCAGACCUCCUGAUCCGGACCUCUGGAGAGGUUCGCUUGAGUGAUUUCUUGCUGUGGCAGACAUCCCAUUCAUGCCUGGUGUUUCAAUCAGUCUUGUGGCCAGAAUAUUCCUUUUGGAACUUGUGUGAGGCAAUCCUUCGGUUCCAGAUGAACUACGGUGCUUUACAGAAGGCCAGAGACUCCUACAUGGAGGAGAGGAGGCGACAGCAGAUGGAAAGGGAUCAGGAUUAUGUGACAAGGAAGCUGCAGCAGGAAGGGUGUGCGUCCCACGGAGACUCCCGGCGCCGACGGACUCUGCUGCAGAAAUGCACGGCCAUGCGGGAGGAGAGGAUCCAGGGCUUCCUGCAGGCACUGGAGCACAAGAGAGCAGACUUCUUUGAGAGAUUGUGUACGGUGUCUGCAUGACACAGGGGCUGGGUUACCUCAGGAAGACAACUUUUAGAGGGAGCAGCUGCUGCCCAGAGGAGCUGGCUCGCUGUGGCCCUGCAGCGGGGCUGCUCUAGGACCUGCCGUCCCCGCUGGCCCUGCAGGGACAGGGACUGUGACCCUCUCUAGUGCUGUGAAUGCUGCUGAGGAAGGUGAUGCCGUCCUGUCUCACCUCCCUGCCACAAUGGCAGACAAUACCUGCACCCUCGUGACAAGAAGUUAAACUGCAGUGAGCCUCCAGUUCUGUUUGACUCCUCAUGGAUUGGCCCAGCCAAACCAAUUCAGUCCCAUUAAAUCAGUCCUGGGCUUGAAUUCUUUCCAUGGCUUUGCAGAAGGGAAUCUUCUGUUGAGAUUUCCUCUGCUGUCCCAUCAGGGGAGCCUUGCUUUCUGGCAGGGAGAGGGUUAUUCCUGGUGUCAGGGACAUUCCCCACUGCCUGCCUUGGGAUAGCAUCUUGUCUUUUCCCCACCUGACUCUGCUGGGUUGGAUAGAUCUGCUCUUGGCUUCCAAAGAGCUAAAGAAGGUGUUGCCAGCCUUGCUGUGAAGAAAAAAAUACUCCAAAGCUUCACCAGGUCCUGUGAUCCAUCUGAGCAGUGUGGGGAAAACCCAAGUGCAGAAGAUGCUGGUGUUGGACCAAACUGACCUUGGGAAAGGCUUCGGGCAGGCAAGGAAAAAGGAUUGGUUGGGAAUUAACCUCAUGGCUUAGAAGGGAAAAGAAGUUAGCUAAACCCAGGUGAUGGCUACAGUAUGCCAAACCCCUCUGAGCCCUCUCCAGAGACGAGUUCCAGGGAAUAUGGGUGGGCUUAAUUCAGGAAUACAGUAGCCAAACCCAACCUGACCCCAGCCAAAAUGGUUCAGAAGGGCUAUUUGGCUGAUUUUAGCAGGAGUGGCCGGAGCAGCUGUGGAGUGUUGUUUGUUCUCAGUUUUCCAUUGGCAGGGAGCUGGACAAGCUGAUUUCCAAGAUUGUUUCCAUCUCUAAUUUCUCCUGUUUUCCGUCCCCGUGGUCAAAAUAAGUGAAAAUGUCUGGAUUUUUUGUUGUUGUUGUUGUUCCUGAUGCACACACAGGUGCGGCAGUACCAGCUAUUGCUGGGUUUAAAGUGUUUCUUUUUACCUCCAGGUGAAAACUAGAAAAUGCAGGUUUAAAAGACUUGUAAGUGCUGCAGAGUGAGCACUUGGCAUGUGAUUGUGAAGAGGAUAACUGCGUUGUCAAACGAGGAAUAAAGCAUAUUCAUACCAAA